This is a messenger RNA of Papaver somniferum (opium poppy), 1860 nucleotides long. RefSeq lists its product as uncharacterized. The transcript has 2 exons. Lineage: Eukaryota; Viridiplantae; Streptophyta; Magnoliopsida; Ranunculales; Papaveraceae. The record is from RefSeq and is a predicted model, not a curated record. The coding region runs from base 1 to 1860 and encodes 619 amino acids.
AUGACAUUGAAAGAGGUUGAAUCAGAUGUUGAGAAACUCAGAGGCGCUCAAGAUCAGAUUAAAUCUGAGCUGACGGAUCUACACAGUAAAUUUGAUGAGACGAGCUCGAAAUUUGAUAAUCUGCUAAAGUUGUUUGAGCGCAAUCCAAUUCCUGAAAGAGCCAGUGGCUCUAACCAUGAAAAUCCUAAUGAUACUAACUUUUCUCACACCCAACACCAGUAUUUUCAUCAUCAACAUCACAAGAUCCCUAAAUUAGAUUUUUCAAGAUUCGACGGAGAUAACCCACGAGGCUGGAUCCAGAAAAGUGAAAGGUACUUUCACCUCAACAAUAUUGAGGAACAUCUGAAGGUAAACAUUAUUGCGAUCUACUUGGAAGGUAAAGCAGAGAAAUGGUUUUUAAAUUUUCAAGUCAAUAGAACUCGUAUUACCUGGUCAUAUUUAUGUCUUCAUUUGUGUGCUCGAUUUGAAAAUCCAAUAGAAGAAAAUUUUGUGGGUAGUUUUAAUAAACUAGUUCAAAGCUCCACCGUGGAUGAUUAUUAUGAGGAUUUUGAAUCUUUGAAAGCCUUAAUACUUAACAUGAAUCCUUCUCUUACUGAGACUUAUUUUGUCAUGAGUUUUCUUAGUGGUCUCAAAGAGGAAAUUGGUAAAUAUAUUUCAAUGUCUCAACCAACUACACUUUCUGAGGCUUUUUCUCUUGCUAGACUACAAGAACAGAAAGUUAACCUGGCUGCAUCAACAACCAAGCCAUUUACUCAAUCUUUUACCAAUUCCUUUCAAUCCAAUAGGCAAUUCUCCUCCCCAACCUUUCCACCAAAGCCUAUUCCCACUUCACCUAAAUCAGCUCCUUCCACUCCAAGGUUUAAUUUCACUCCCACUACAAAAGCCACAAAUACUUCACCAACAAUUAAGCGCCUAUCUCAGGAGGAAAUGAAUCGCAGAAGAGCUCAGGGGUUGUGUUAUAACUGUGAUGAGGUGGACAAACAAGGCCACUUUUGCAAGGGUAAACAAAAGAUUUUUAUGCUCCAGGUUGAAAAUGAUGACUCCACUGAAACUGGGGAGGAUGAGGUUUUUGAGGAAGCAAAUGAGUCACCAGUCCAAUCUUCCAUAGAGGUUUCAUUACAUGCUCUUACAGGCACUACUACUGGUGACACCAUCAGGAUUCCAAGUCUGCUCCUUAAGAGAAAGAUAUCCAUUCUCAUUGAUUCUGGUAGUACCACCAGUUUUAUUGAUAGCACAUUAGCUGCUUCUUUCAAAUUACAUGUUGAACAAACUCCUUCCAUGCUAGUUACAGUUUCCAAUGGAGACCAAACUGUCAGUACUGGAAUAUGGUGUUUCUCCAUCCUCUUUUGUGCUUAUGUUAGUGGGGAGUCAGUUAAGAAAUUUUUUGCCACAACUUCUCAUGGCAUUGUGGGUCAUUUGUUCUCUGUAUCAGUAACACAUAGACCACCUCCACCUGACCUUAUCCAACCCUUAUUAUAUGAAUUCAAUGAUAUUUUUCAAGAGCCCACCAAACUCCCACCUCAGAGAAGUUUGGAUCACAAAAUUCCUUUACAACCCCUUUCUACACCUGUGAACCAAAGAGCUUAUAAAUGUCCUUAUGUUCAAAAAGGUUUAGUUGAGCAACUAGUCAAGGAGAUGCUCCACUAUGGAAUCAUUCAAUCUAGUCACAGUCCAUUUGCUUCUCCAAUCUUACUGGUUAGAAAGAAAGAUGGUUCUUGGAUAUUUUGUGCGGAUUAUAGGAAAUUAAACAGUAUCACUAUUAAAGAUAAAUUUCCAAUUCCUAUUGUUGAUGAGUUAUUGGAUAAAUUUAAGGAUUCUACAGUCUUUUCCAAAAUUGAUCUAAAGGCAGGAUCAAGGUAG